AUGCCGUUCUAUUCCAUCGAUAACUUAUCUCUGGAGAACCAACGGCUCUUUGAGCAAUUUGGCAGAGGACCUCAUGUCAAUAUACCUUUUGAUCUCGUCCACAGCGCCUUCGAGAAUGUUGUCGAUGCUCAUCCCCACGUAACAGCAGCUCGCCAUCACGACGGGACAACAAUUACGUACCAGGAACUAGAUAAGCGAGCCAAUAUACUGAGCAACAGGUUGAUACAGCGCGGUCUUCGACCAAACGACCGGGUUUGCAUCGUCGUAUCUCGAUCGAUUGAAUUUCUUGUGGGUAUUUUUGCUGUUCUGAAGGCGGGUGCACAAUAUGUACCGCUAGAUGGGGGCAUUGUCGCCGACGCCGCGUUAGAUCAUAUUUUCAACGAUACCGGCGCUCGAGUUGUACUAUGCCUCGGCAAAUUCCGCUCAAAGGUCGAGCCACAUGCUCGAAAGAUAAAAUCGGAAAUUGUAGAGCUUGAUGGGCAAGACCAUUCAAUCAACAAUGACGCGCGUCCCAAUGUUCCAAUGAACUCCAGCUUUGGUUCAUACAUGAUCUAUACGUCCGGCACCACUGGUAAGCCAAAAGGCGUCGACGCAAGGCAUCGGAAUGUGACGAACAACCUCUUGGUUGAACCGGCGAGUUUGAAGAUUACCGUUGGCAAGAACGUGGCCCAGCUUUUGAAUAUUUCGUUUGACAUGGCACAGUGGGAGAUUCUCGCCACCCUCAUGAACGGCGGGACAUUGCAUAUUCGUAAUGGAGACUGGCCCGACGUACUUCGACGCGUUGAUACAGUGAUCGCCACGCCGACUAUUCUAGGGAAAUUUGCACAAGCUGACUUUCCCAAUAUCAAGACAGUCGUGGUGGGCGGUGAGCCAUGCCCUCUGCCUCUAGCUGAAGAGUGGUCUCCCUUUGUCAACUUCUGGAAUAUCUGUGGCCCUACCGAGAUCACCAUCUUGAACACUGCACACUUGCAUAAGCCUGGAGAAUUGCUGACUAUUGGGAAACCACUUCCAAAUACCACACUAUAUGUCUUAGACGAUGAUGAGAACCCUGUAGCUAUUGGAGAACCUGGCGUAAUGUGGGCAGGCGGAGCAUGUGUUUCGGCGGGAUAUGUCAACCUGCCGGAGCUGACGGCAGCAAGAUUCAAAUCAGAUAAAUUCAUGCGGGAUGGCACGUUAAUGUUCAACACUGGAGAUCUCGGCCGUUGGACAGAAGAUGGUAAACUUAUACCACUUGGCAGGAAGGAUGACCAGGUUAAAUUCAAGGGAUUUCGUGUUGAGCUCGACGGUGUUUCCGCCGCAGUAGAGAGCGUGCCCUCUGUGACGAAGGCCUGUGCCUUAGUGGUGCAUGAUAAGCUUUGGGCAUUUUAUUCAGGGCCCAACCGCCUCGACCAUGAAGAGAUGAGUCGAAUUGUUGGCGUGACAUUGCCAUACUAUUCUGUACCAACAGAGUGGCUGUAUCUUUCUUCCAUUCCCCUGACUGUCAAUGGGAAAUUUGACAAGCGGAAACUUAGGGAAAUGGCUGAGGAGGUUCACAAGAAGCCACGAGAAGCUGCAAGCAGUGAAAGCCUAGGAAGUACCGCUGUCUCCACUGAAGCAGGAACAGAGAGCGAGACUACCCCGUCCACAAGUACUCUCGAUCUCGAGAAGGGGGUCGCGAAGAGUGAACAGGACAGUUCCCACGAGGACUUGAAAGAAGACAUCCAUUACGAUCUCCCCGAUAAAAACGGGUUUCAUGGGCAGAGAUGGCUCCGGCAUCGAUUCUUUUCCCUAUAUCGAAGAUUUUUCUCAGUUGUCUUCUUUGCAAACCUUCUCGCGUUUGCUCUCGUUUGGUGGAAGUCGUGGGAUAGCGGCAGCCUGCCGCUUUCUCAGCUCCCCACAGCUAUUGCGGUCAAUUUACUAGUGGCCGUGGCUAUGCGGCAAGAUCAUGUUAUCAACUUUCUGUUUUGGUUGGCAACACGUGUGCCAACCUGGAUGCCACUUGCUAUUAGACGUCAAUGUGCUCGGGUAUAUCAUAUUGGCGGCAUCCAUUCUGGUGCUGCAGUUUCAGCCGUGCUUUGGUGGCUCGUUUUCACCAUUGGUGCGACCUUCAAUUUUGCAAGAGGUAAUAAGGAGGUACACAUCGAUGUUGGCACCGUGGUUAUCAGUUAUCUGGUCCUCACCCUUCUCCUGGCCAUUGUUGGGAUGGCUCACCCUGAUGUCCGCGCUAAAAUGCAUGACCAGUUCGAGUGGACACACCGUUUUGCUGGUUGGACUGCCACAGCACUUGUCUGGGCACAUUUAGUAGUAGCAUCCAAUUCACUGAAACCAAGGACAGAAUCGCUUGCACAUGCUCUAGCUCGCACGCCGGCAGUUUACCUAUUGGCGCUCAUCACAUUAAGCAUCGCGCUGCCGUGGCUCAGGCUCAGACGUGUCGCAGUUCGACCGGAAUAUCUAUCGAAGCAUGCGGUCCGAUUGCAUUUUGACUUCGAGACGCCGAUUGCAGGCAAAGCGAUCCGGAUAACCGACAAGCCGAUGCGUGAGUGGCAUGCCUUUGCCACCAUUGACAAGCCAGACCAGAAGGGCUUCUCGAUCGUCGUGUCAAACGCAGGUGACUGGACACGAAAGACCAUCGAUGGGCAACCACAAAGACUCUGGACGCGCGGGGCCCUUGCGUCGGGGGUUUUGACCAUUGCACCGCUGUUUAAAAAGGUCGUUCUAGUAGCUACAGGAUCUGGAAUCGGGCCGUGUUUGCCUGUGAUUCUCGAGGGGCGAGUACCGGCUCGAGUCCUAUGGUCUACGCCUCAUCCCCGCGAAACAUUUGGCGAAGAGAUUAUAAACGAUGUGUUGCGAGCAGAUCCAAAAGCCAUUAUUUGGAACACUCGAACUCAGGGAAAACCUGACCUGACCGCUCUCGCGUACCAACUCAUGAAAGAGAGCGAUGCCGAGGCGGUAUGUAUCAUCUCGAACAAAAAAGUGACACAACAAGUGGUUUACCGGCUCGAGGCUCGAGGCAUCCCGGCAUUCGGGGCGAUUUUCGAUUCCUAA
This is a messenger RNA of Xylaria bambusicola, 3024 nucleotides long. RefSeq lists its product as uncharacterized. The coding region runs from base 1 to 3024 and encodes 1007 amino acids. Lineage: Eukaryota; Fungi; Ascomycota; Sordariomycetes; Xylariales; Xylariaceae. The record is from RefSeq and is a predicted model, not a curated record. The transcript is spliced from 5 exons.